This is a messenger RNA of Condylura cristata (star-nosed mole), 1086 nucleotides long. It is a transcript of the gene FFAR4, whose product is annotated as free fatty acid receptor 4. Gene Ontology annotation, biological process: G protein-coupled receptor signaling pathway. Gene Ontology annotation, molecular function: peptide binding; G protein-coupled receptor activity. Bases 1 to 1086 code for a protein of 361 amino acids. Gene Ontology annotation, cellular component: membrane. The transcript has 3 exons. NCBI's taxonomy places the organism in Eukaryota, Metazoa, Chordata, Mammalia, Eulipotyphla, Talpidae. The record is from RefSeq and is a predicted model, not a curated record.
AUGUUCCCUGAGAGCGCUCGGACUGCGGGCACUGGCCCCCCGCGCAGCCUGGAGCUGGCAAACCGCACCCACUUCCCCUUCUUCUCCGACCUCAAGGGCGACCACCGGAUAGUGCUGAGCGCCGUGGAGACGGUCGUGCUGGCGUUAAUCUUUGCGGUGUCGCUGCUGGGCAACGUGUGCGCCUUAGUGCUUGUGGCACGCCGGCGGCGCCGAGGCACCACAGCCUGCCUUGUGCUCAACCUCUUCUGCGCGGACCUGCUCUUCACCAGCGCGAUCCCGCCGGUGCUGGCUGUGCGCUGGACGGAGGCCUGGCUGCUGGGCCAGGUGGCCUGCCACCUGCUCUUAUACGUGAUGUGCCUGAGUGGCAGCGUCACCAUCCUCACUCUGGCUGCUGUCAGCCUGGAGCGCAUGGUGUGCAUCGUGCGCCUGCAGCGAGGAAUCCGCAGCCCCGGGCCCCGGGCGCGGGCCUUGAUGCUCCUGGUCAUCUGGGGCUACUCGGCGCUGGCCUCCCUGCCUCUCUGCAUCUUCUUCCAAGUUGUCCAGCAGCGGAUCCCGGGGACGGAACAGGAAAUUCAAAUUUGCACCCUGGUUUGGCCCAACAUUGCCGGAGAGAUCUCUUGGGAUGUAUCAUUUGUUAUUUUGAACUUCUUGGUGCCAGGAUCCCUCAUUGUGAUCAGUUACUCCAAAAUUUUACAGAUCACAAAGGCGUCCAGGAAGAGGGUGACGGUGAACAUGGCUUGCUCGGAGAACCACCAGAUCCGCGUGUCCCAGCAGGACUUCCGUCUCUUUCGCACCCUCUUCCUGCUCAUGGUCUCCUUCUUCAUCAUGUGGAGCCCCAUCAUCAUCACCAUCCUGCUCAUCUUGAUCCAGAACUUCAAGCAAGACCUGGUCAUCUGGCCGUCCCUUUUCUUCUGGGUGGUGGCCUUCACGUUUGCCAACUCAGCCCUGAACCCCAUCCUCUACAACAUGUCACUCUUUAGGAAUGAAUGGAGGAGAAUUUUUCACUGCUUCUCCUUGCCGGAAAAGGGAGCCAUGUUUACAGACACGUCUGUCCGAAGAAAUGAUUUAUCCGUAAUUUCCAGCUAA